Molecule: messenger RNA, 3299 nt
Organism: Podarcis muralis (Common wall lizard)
Lineage: Eukaryota; Metazoa; Chordata; Lepidosauria; Squamata; Lacertidae
Gene: SYNGR3
Product: synaptogyrin 3
Cellular component (GO): neuromuscular junction; synaptic vesicle membrane
Source: RefSeq, a predicted model, not a curated record
CUGAGAAGCUGAACCCGGACAGGCGAGCGGGCAGGUGGUGUCGCGAGCUUCCCGGGUCUCCGCCCGCCCGCGCCUGCUGCCUGGCUCGCUUUGCUGCCUGCCAGCCUCUGCCGCCGCCCGCCCGGCCGCUCGCUCGCCCCCCAGGCAGGCGCCGCCGCUUUCCCUUUCUGUUCUCUUCUCCGCUUGGAAGCGAAAGGAGGGCGCGCGAGCGAGGAGAGGGAUCCGCAGAGAGGGCGCCUGGAGAGGAAUCAUGGAAGGAGCCUCCUUUGGAGCCGGCAGGGCAGGCGCGGCGGUGGAUCCCUUGGAGUUCCUCCGGCGGCCUCAGACGAUCCUUAGGAUCAUUUCGGGGGUUUUCUCCAUCGUUGUCUUUGGCUCCAUCCUCAACGAGGGUUACGUCAACGAUGGCAGCAGUCCGGUGCUGCGCUGUGUCUACAACAACAACGAUGACGCCUGCAACUAUGGAAUCGCCAUUGGCCUCAUUGCCUUCUUAGCCUGCAGUUUCUUCUUGGUAGUGGACCUCUACUUCCAGCAGAUCAGCAGUGUGAAGGACAGGAAACGCGUUGUCCUCUUUGACCUUGGCUUCUCAGGGUUCUGGUCCUUCCUGUGGUUUGUGGGCUUCUGCUUCCUGGCCAACCAGUGGCAGAGGACGACAUCGAGCAAAGCAGCACAUUACGCAGGUGAUGCGGCCAGGGCGGCCAUUGCCUUCUCGUUUUUCUCCAUCAUCUCCUGGGUUGCCCUGGCCCUCAAGGCGCUCCAAAGAUACCGGCUGGGAACCGACAUGUCCCUGUUCGCCACGGACCAGUUCCCCACCGACCCCAGCGCGGCCUACCCAGGCUACCCCACCGGCAGCGGCGUGGAGAGCACAGAAACCUACCAGAGCCCCCCCUUCUCGGAGACCCUAGACACCAGUCCAAAGGGCUACCAGGUGCCGGCAUAUUGAAGGGCAGGAGGAAGUCCUCUCCCUCCCUCAAGGUUGUAUAGCAAAUGGGAACCCGACCCAGAGAAAUGGGGCAACUUUCCCUUUCAUGGUGCAGUAUAGUCAACUGGUUGGUUGUAAGUGUGUUCUAAAGUACCUUUUCUUUUUUAAAAACAAAAAAAAUUAAUGUGGCAAGUUAACGUAACUGGGUUCAACUUACUCUUAGCUAAUGGUGCAGUGAAUUCUCUACAGUGGUAUUGGUUCUUGUCUUACCUGUCUGAGGAUAUUUUUUGAAUAUUUUUUUUAAAAAAACAACAACAGUGUUCCCUCUAAGCAUGAAACGUUAGGAUGGUUGCUACCAACUCCCAUCUUUGUGAGCCGUCCCUGCGAUCUUGGCUCAUUGUGGCAUUUUUUUCCUGAAUUCGCACACACAAGCUGGCAAUAGCCCAGCCUGUUAAGAGACGUCCCACUCCUUACACAGAUAAGUAGAUGCUUUAUUUUGUGCUUCCGGGGCUUAAUCCAGAAAAUUGCUCCCACUGUCUUCAUCCUAGGAACCUUCCAGGUCAUCCUCUCCUAUUUUUUUAUUCCCUUGCUCUAUAGCCCUAGAAAAAAGGUAGUUUUAAAGCAGCCUUCUUGCCCUCCAGUUGUUUUGGAUUCCAACUCUCAUAAUCCCCAGUGGGAGCUGAAGGGAGUCCAAAACAUCUGGAGGGAACCCAGUUGGGGAAGACUGUUUUCAAAAGGAAUGUGCCAAAUUUAUAACCAAAAAUAAUGGUUGUGUUGAUUUCAUUUGUGUGUGUGUGUGUUAUGUUCUUGGCAUAUUUCCUGUGCUAAAUGAGUGAAAAAACCUUCUGUAUUAGCUGUGUUAGCUUUGCGAUUCUGGUACCGCAGGAAGUUUUUUCCUUUCUUUUCCAAAUGGCUUUGAUGCAAGAAUCAUUUUUGUACACCUUUUACAGAAAAAUUACUGCUCUGGGGUGAGGGUGGGGAAACAGUCACACUGUCAGGCCAUCAGCCUUUAAGAGUCUCCUAGCAGUGGGGAUAUGUAGCAUUCAGUAGCUCAGCUGUCGUCUAAAAAUAGGGCUUGCUAACUGCUAGGGUCCUCAUCAUAUCCUCAUGAGGAGUGUGAUCCAGCCCACCAAUUCUGCCUCUGCCUCAGAGAUGGGGGACACACUUCAAGCAGUCUGGGAAAAGAUGGAAGCGUAAAGGAAGAAAUAUGUCUGUUGAGGGAAUGGCAGCAGGAGUGGAGGCUUCUUGUUACAGGCCAUUUUCGACAUGGUGGGCCUCAAGAUGGCACCCAUAAAUUGGUUUUUCUUAAUAAAAAUUCCACCGCUAUCAGUAUGCGGCCAUUUUGGCAGCCCCUCCACGCCAUCCAUUUAAAAUGGUUGUGUCUGGUAGAGGCCAUUUUUUAAAAAACAGAGUAGAAUAACGUGCACCACAGUAUUUGUUGGGAAUAGUUCCAGCCUUACUCUGUAAAGAAAGUUUGGGCAAAAAGUUUCACUGUGGCAGACAAGAGAAAUCGAAAAGACAGUUGGAAGUCAGAAACUAGAGAGAAAAGGCUAAAUUCCCAUGAAGAUGUAGUAAUGCUUAAGGGUUACAAAGAGAGUGGGCUUAAAAACUAUGAGAAGAUGGGUAAGUGAACUGAAAUAGAACGACGCUGCCUUUUAAAGUGAUUUCAGCAGCAAGAUGUAAAUUAUUUUAUAUUAAGGCGGAUCCCGAUAACCUGCCAUUCUCAUUCAGCUGUAACUCUGGAGAAAUUUGAUCUCUGAAAUCCCACCAUGAAGAUAGGGCCCCAAUCCAGUAAGAGAGAGCUGCAUGUGCAAGGAAGCUUUCGUGGACAUAUACCCUUAACAGUUUGAUAAACAAUAUUUCCGUGGAGGUGGCCAAAUUGGCUGGAACUAAGAGUGUCCCAUUUCAGUCUUUCAGAUUUUACAAUGGAAGGCCAUUAGUCUUGUGGACAAAGACCUAUAUAGGGUUUACACUGAUACAGAGAAUGGUAUUAAUACAGGGUACACAUAGAACUGUAGCAAUAUUUUCCUUAGAGAGAACACUGGCAUUUUAGCAGUAUACAAAAUUGUGUCUAAAUAUUUCUUCGGGGGGGGGGGGGAGGGAGGGCAGACAAACACACACACACACACACACACACACACACACACAAAGUCACAAAAGUAUAAUACAUUUAAAUGUUUCUUUAAAUCGAUUGUAUAUGUGAAAUAAAUGUCUGUUCAGUAAAGUGUAUUUUUUCUAACUAUAAAGAAAUCCAUUCAGAGUAUCCUUGUAUUAAUUGUAAAGAGAAAGAAAGAGAUUACGUUCUGUCUGACUAGUAGAACUGCCUUGGUCAGUAGUGUUAAUGUGUUCUAUAUUACAAUUUUGAAUGUAUGCACCUCAA